Molecule: messenger RNA, 3836 nt
Organism: Eleginops maclovinus (Patagonian blennie)
Lineage: Eukaryota; Metazoa; Chordata; Actinopteri; Perciformes; Eleginopidae
Product: TRPM8 channel-associated factor homolog
Exons: 14
Coding region: 464-3211 (915 amino acids)
Biological process (GO): positive regulation of protein targeting to membrane
Cellular component (GO): plasma membrane
Molecular function (GO): transmembrane transporter binding
Source: RefSeq, a predicted model, not a curated record
GUUACUGGGAAAAAUCACCCAAGAAGUUCUCUGGAAUAAUUUUGUGUUGCAACAUUUUUUUAAUAGGGCCACCAUAAGGACAUCCCUUUGAAUGUUUACCGGGAAGGUCUUUAUGAUUACAUAAUAGACUUUGGACCAUUUCUUUACAUAAAAUAAUCUCACCCAUUUGGUUUGGGCCAACUUAAAAACGUUGUCCUCUUCUGCUUUAAAGUUUUUCCCAGAGUCGGCGCCAGAGCAGAUCUACUGGAGGGGCAUUGGCCCCUCCUACCAGCUUCACAGCUGGUAGGAGGGGCAUCAAUGACCGCUAGGGGGGGCACGGCCCUCGAAUGCCCCCCCUUAGCGCCGGCACUGGUUUUUCCUCAGUGCUCUGACUGGAAAACUGCUGUUACUCGGAUCUAAUUAUUUGACCAGACAACCCAAUCAACUUUCAGAUAAAGCCUUUAGAACUUUAUUCCUUCAAAUCAUGAGCAUCCAAACCACAACGUCCUACCAUGAAGGGGCCUACCUGUCCCUGAUGAGAGGCUUGAAAGAACUGGACAUCAAUGACCCUAGUGUGCCCUGUGACCUGGUGCUGAAUGGAGACAAUGCCUUUCCUUUAGCAAUCAACAGCCAAGGCCAGGUCUUGAUGGCAGCCUCUCGGUACGGCAGAGGAAAGAUUGUGGUCCUCGGUCAUGAGAGCUACCUGUACAUUUUCCCUGAUCUGGUAGAGAACGCUGUGACCUGGCUGAGAGGAAAAGGAUCUGACAACCUCACUGUGGGUGUCCAUAAUUACAUCAAGGCAGUCUCUGAUAACCUCAUCAAAUCCGGCUUUAAAGCCAAAGUGGUUGGGUCCUUCAGUGACAGUCGGGAGGUUAGUGUUUAUGUGACAGAUGCUUACGGCGUGGAAGAAGACGCAAUAGACCUGGUGGCAUUUCUGAAAGCUGGAGGAGGAGUGCUGAUAGCAGGGCAGGCGUGGCACUGGGCUUCAACCAACCCAAACGAGAACACACUGCUACAAUUUCCAGGGAAUAAAGUGUCUGGUGUGGCAGGGAUCUACUUUACUGCGCGUUAUGGUAAGGUAGAGAUCCUGCCUGUCUCCCCUCAGAUCCCAUCCUCAUGGAUGACUUUACGUGUGCGUGAAGAUUUUGAGAAAGACCUGUUGAUCUUACUCCAGGGGGUUUCAGAGUUUGACCUCACCGGUGGUAUGUUACCUUCUGAGGCACUAAUCCAUGGCCCGUUAGCCUUCCCCAUUGGUACCACCGAGGAUGGACGGCCGUUCCUUGCAGGAAGCUACUAUGGACGGGGGCGGGUCGUUGUGAUCACACAUGAAGCGCCUCUGGGUUUACAGUCACUGGCUCCUUUCUGGAAAAAUGCCAUCAAUUGGUUGGACCAAGGCCGGAAGGGGGUCGUUGGUGUUGAGCCUAACCUCAAUCUUCUCAGCACGUCAGGGUUAAAGUAUGAGGAGACAGCGUUCAGGAAAGACCUGAGCGUAUUUGUGUGUACAGCCUAUGGUGAUCAACAUGUGGAGGAGAUCCAAGACUUUGUAGCAGAGGGAGGAGGCCUGCUGAUUGGUGGACAUGCAUGGUACUGGGCACAGUCACAUCCUGGAAAAAACCCGAUGACAGAUUUCUCAGGAAACAAGAUCCUGAACACAUUGGGCUUGAGCCUUAUGGCGGCAACAAUUCCAGGAGGUUCCUACAAGGCUACUGUGCCUAGCCAUGCAAUGACGUACACCUACCACUUUCGCAACCUCCUACGUGACUUUGCUCAUCAUGUUAAACAGGGCAAAAAACUCUCCAAGGAUGAGGAGGAACACCUAGAAAAACUGGGCAUGGAGUGUAGCAACUUCUUGAUGAUGAAGUCGUAUGGCAGCUACUCCUACACACAGGUGCUGUCCAUCCUCACUGACAUAUUAAAGAAGUUGGGCAUGCCACAGGUGAGUGAGGAAAACCCUGUAAAGAGCCCCAAAGACCACUUGCUCCUGAGAUUGGGGAAAGACGUCUAUGAUGUAUCCCCAGAUCCGGAAGCUCUCCUUCCGUUUCUCAUCAAGGAUAAUGCCAUGCCUUUUGUCUAUAACCGGAAAGUGCGGAUAAGCACUACAACAGCAGAUAAGAAUGAGUGGAUCAGUACAGGUCUGUACCUCUAUCCUGGUAUGAAAACUGAGAUGAUCAUACCAGCCAACAUCGUCAACAAGAACUGGACGAUCCAGAUAGGUUGCCAGACAGACUACUUGCCUCAUGAGGAGCUGAAGAGAGCGAAGUCUGUUUGUAAGCAAUUUCCUGUCACUGCAGAGAAGAUGCAGGUGUGGAACCUAUGGGGGGGACUCAUCUACCUGGUGGCUCCACCCAACACAAAGGUGGAGGGAGCAGAGGUCAGAGUGCAGAUUGCCAUUCCUGCUCCUUAUUACAAGUCUGGUGUGACAACAGCAGCUGAUUGGUUGUUGCUGCGCAACGCUCCAGCACCCUGGGCAGAGUUUGAGUUUGACAACGUCAUCCUUACCGUACCAUCAGACGUUGUUAGAAACUUGGAGCGCACUGAUGAGGUGGCAGCGCUGUGGAACGGCAUCAUGAAGGGUAUUGCAGAUCUGGCUGCCAUACCACAAACAUUUUCCCGCAAAGAACGUUUUGUGGCAGAUGUGCAGAUUUCUGCUGGUUGGAUGCAUUCUGGCUAUCCAGUCAUGAUAACCACAUAUUCAGCUGCUGAGCUCUUUAAACCAGAUGAGGCCAGGACUGAAGGUCUGUGGGGAGAAACUCAUGAACUGGGACACAACCAACAGAGAAGCUGCUCGGAGUUCAGACCAAACACCACAGAGGCCACAUGCAACCUGUGGUCAGUGUAUGUGCAUGAAGAGGUGCUGGGGCUCAACAGAGCAAAGGCUCAUCCAAUGAUGACUCCAACCAAUCGGAAGAAUUCUGUAGAUGAGUAUGUUAAGGGGGGCAAGAAACUCAGCGACUGGACUGUGUGGGUGGCCCUGGAGACAUACCUGCAGCUCCAAGGAAAGUUUGGCUGGGAUGCUUUUAAGAAAGUAUUUGCUGCCUACCAAAGGAUGAGCAACUUCCCCACAGAGAAUGAUGCAAAGAUGAACUUGUAUGCUGUGACCUUCUCCAAGAUUGUUGGGAUGAACCUGUCUGCAUUCUUUAAGGCCUGGAGCUGGCCCAUCAACAGAGCCACUGAGGAGAAACUCUGCAACCUGCCUCCCUGGAGCGACCACCCCAUGCUCAAAUAUGACUAACCUAACAGCAGCGUAAUCAAUUCCAGAGCAAUUUGUGUUAUAAUUGGCGUUCAUUUGGGUAAUAGGCUUCCUUGUAAUAGUUGUACUAGUGAUUUAACUUAAUAGUGAAACAAAUGAUAAGACAAAAAAAAAUGUUGACUACCCCUUGCAGCUUAAAACAGUUUAAUACAGCUGGUUCGCCUGCAGAUCAAAGGUGUAGAGCAUUCUCUUUAAAUUCAUCAUUAUAAGCAUUCCUCUCACUUAUGCACAUUGAAGUAGCUCCCUGUCAAUAACAAUGUUAAUGAUGGCAGCUUUACAUCAUUUUCAGCAACAAUAAUGAAAUUGGUAAUUGUGUCAUUAGAUUUAAGGCACUAUUAUGAAAGCCACCUUAAGUACUUAAUUCAGGGUCAUAUACCUCAAAUACUAUUCCAGAUAUUUAGAUGUUUCAUUUGGGGAUCAUUAAUCUUUGUCUCUCAGCGAUGGAUUAUUUUCUCUCCUAGCUGUUAAAAGUUAUUCAAUUUACCACAUUUAUUCAAGAAAAUGACAAGAAAGGAAUUCAUUCAGGAAAAGUGCAGUCUAAUUUUCCAGUUGUAAACAAUUGAUAUUUGCCUUUACUCUCAAUAAACCACACAAAUAAACAGUUUCA